AGGUGGAAGAAAAUAGAAGAAGAAAAGAAAGCACUGCGAAUAUUAACUUGUCUUUACAAUGCUCAUCCCUCCUAACUUACAUUGUCAAAAAAGCGUGUCUCAAUCAUCCCAGAAUAAAAGGCACAAGUGUUGUCAAAAGUUACAUUGAAGUGAUGGGGGUUAAUUAUAUUAAGAAGAAUGUUGGGUGUACAUAUGUAGAUAUAUUGAAAGUAAUUUUACUUUCUCAUAGAAAGUACAGGAGUGAUAUUACACAUGAUAAUUGGAGAGAUUUGUUUUUAUCAACUGUAGAUUUAUACAAGUCCCCACCUACUCAUGUGGAACAUUCUGUGAUAGUUGAAAUACUUAACAUUAUUGUCAUGCAUGGAUCAUGUCAAUCUGAUUUGUGUGGCCUUGCUAAGGAAUUAUACCCUACUAUCAGAGCAACUUUUCAGAGUAACCAGUUUUGCAGAUCAAAAUUUUUACAUCAGGAAAGACUUCUGCAGCUUUCAAUUACAUUGUGUUCG
This is a messenger RNA of Gryllus bimaculatus (two-spotted cricket), 503 nucleotides long. The record is from the annotation of a GenBank genome assembly. NCBI's taxonomy places the organism in Eukaryota, Metazoa, Arthropoda, Insecta, Orthoptera, Gryllidae.